Larimichthys crocea (large yellow croaker) is the source of this 1722-nucleotide messenger RNA. It is a transcript of the gene mrgbp, whose product is annotated as MRG/MORF4L binding protein. The transcript has 5 exons. Gene Ontology annotation, biological process: regulation of transcription by RNA polymerase II. Gene Ontology annotation, cellular component: NuA4 histone acetyltransferase complex; nucleus. Lineage: Eukaryota; Metazoa; Chordata; Actinopteri; Sciaenidae. The coding region runs from base 84 to 737 and encodes 217 amino acids. The record is from RefSeq and is a predicted model, not a curated record.
AGUCACAGUUCCGGUUGCCGGCGCAGGCGGAACCAAACAGUCCGGAGCUGUUAGCUCAGUUAGCUCAGUUAGCUCGGUCCAACAUGGGGGAGGCAGACGUGACGCUGAAUCAGACCGACGAGAAGCCUCCGGACUCGGGGCUGGGUGCCGGCGAGGACUCGGUGGUGUGGAGCCACGAGGUGGAGGUGUGUCUGUUCCACGCGAUGAUCGGACACAAACCCGUCGGUGUGAACCGUCACUUCCACAUGAUUUGCAUCAGAGACAAGUUCAGUCAGAACAUCGGCCGGCAGGUGUCGUCCUCCGUCAUCUGGGAUCACCUGGGAACGAUGUACGACAUGCAGGCUCUGCAUGAGUCGGAGAUCUUGCCGUUUCCAAACACAGAGAAGAGUUUCUCUCUACCUGAUGACAUCAUCCAGGAAGUUAAAGAAGGUAAGCUGGGCUCAGAGGAGGAGACCAAAGAGGAGUUCAGGAUGGAGAGAGAACCACCAGCUACACAUGAAGAAGGAAGUAACUCGUCUGUGAAGAUGUCAGAGCGAACGAGCAGCAGUCGGGACAAAGAGAGGGAGCGAGACAAGGAGAAGGGAGGGAGCGAGGGAGGAGCGUCAACAGGGGGAGGUGGAGGAGGAGGAGCAGGAGGCAAGGAGGCGGAGAAGAGGAAGAGGAGUCGAGCGGCCGAGAAGCUGCUGUCGUCUUCCAACCCGGCGAGUCCGGGCGGAGCCAAGAGGAGGCGCACCUGAGAGACGACGGACAGGAGAGAGACAGAGGGGGAGGAGGAGGAGGAGGAGGAGGAGGAGCUGCUCCAAGCUUUGUGUCACAUGACCCCCGGGCUGCAAACAGGAAGCAGCCGGGUGAGGUCGACUCGCGUUCUGUUCCUUCACGACAACCACCGCUUCGUCAUGUGGUCACAGCGGGAGGAAGUGACAUCACACUGAGUGUUUGUAAGGUCACGUGAUCCCGAGUGAUCCGACGUCUGACCACGGAGUCGCUCCAGGUUUUUUUUCAUCUUUCUUUUCUGUGAUUCGUCGUCUUAGAAACGGUGGGCGUGGCCUCACCGCGUUAAAGUUUAGUUUUCACGUCAGUGACGCUGCGAUGGACGGUUAAAAAAACAAAAGAUGAAAUCGACGCAGCAGAGACGGAAAUGAACUGUUGUUUGUUCAAACUUGGUGCCUACAUUACCCAGAAUGCAACAAUCCGCUCAGAGGCCCCGGGGUGUUGCGUUCGUCGCUCUGGCUCUAAAACUCGUGACUCGAGUGACGUCACACGUUUUUAAAGUUAGUCCCGUUUUCUCCGUAAAGAUUCAACGUGACCUGCCGUCGUUUGUUUGUUUGUUUUAUGUCGCAACAGGAAGUGACGACGAGUUAUCGAGACCAGAGCGACGCCUCGGCUCAUCAGCUGACAGGAAACAAACCUCCACAAACAGGAAGUGACGUCUUUUAUCGUCCGACUGUUCAACGAAACAAAACGCAAUAAAUCUCAGCCGUCUUUUAUUUUUUAAAGUUUGUCAUUUUUCUUUAGUUGUGAGGCGUCCGCGGCGUCUCUGUAGGGUCAGAGAACUUAGACACACAUGUAAAUGUUUAGUGUUUCAGCCUGUAGCUGAUUGGCUGAACCUUCAGACCGCCAAAAUAAAAUGUUAAAUUUUUCAAUGCCGUUUUAAUUUAUUGAUGUUUGAUGAGCUGGUGUGUGUGUGAGGCAGUUUGUGUCAUUAAAGAUGAACUCAGAUCA